UGGGACACGGGGUACAUUAGGACACCUUCAAAUUUGCCGCCUUCCGGUGGUCGGAGAAUCUGCCAAUAAUUCUCGGUUAUAGCCCAGCUCGAGUUGUUUCGUUUCCACAAGGCGGUGACCAACCUCGUCGAUCUCGGGUGGAGGCAGCUGGAUGCAAAGUUUUUAUCCACGAAAAACAAGAAAAUGCCUCGAAAGAGAUCCGGGGAAAGGAAGAAUGCCACUUUCGACAAAGAAACCAUCGCGGAGGCCGUGAAAACAGUCCGAUCAGGGAAAAGUAUUAGACACACUGCGAAGGAGUUUGGCCUCUCAAAAUCAACUCUCCAGCGGUACGUUGACGGUACCAAAGAUCAAGAGGACCUGUCCAACGCCAAAUUGACCCCGAACUACGCGUCGCGGCGGGUCUUUACCGAAGAUAUGGAAAAGGAACUCUCCGAGUAUAUACGGGACUGCGCUAAAAUGGGAUUUGGCUUAGACACUGAGCAAGUGGGACAUUUGGCAUUUAAACUGGCUCAAAUAAACUCUCUCACACGUCCGCCAAAGUGGGACGAGGAAGAAAAAGCUGGUGCCGAGUGGCUCUUUGGGUUUAGACAGCGGCAUCCUGAACUUAGCAUGCGGAAGCCGGAACCGUGCAGUGUCAAUCGUGCGUCAGCCUUUACCCCAGAAAAUAUGAAAGUAUUUUUCGACAAUCUCAAGAAAGCCAUGGAGAGGCACACUUCUUUCGCCGAUGGGAGCCGAGUUUACAACCUGGACGAAAUUGGCACAACAACUGUAGGAUCGGUGAAGAGAAAAAUUCUGGCACCGAGUGGAGUAAAGCAAAUUCCCCAAUCAAAGACUGCUGAGAGAGGGACCCUAGUGACAACUACAUGUAUAAUCGGUGCAAACGGGACCGCGUUGCCACCAAUUAUGGUAUUCCCUCGCGUUAACUUUGUACCGCACAUGCUUAUUAAUGCGUACCCGGGGACUUUAGGUCUGGCAGCCCCUUCUGGAUGGAUGAAUGGUGAUUUAUUUCCUGAGGUUAUGAAGCACUUUGUGAAGCACACUGGGUCUUCAAAACAAAACCCUACACUGCUUAUUAUGGACAAUGACUCCUCGCACCUUGCACUUGAGGCCCUAGACAUUGCAAAAAAUAAUGGUGUGACCCUAUUAACUCUGUCCCCACAUACGAGCCACAAAACACAGCCUCUCGAUGUGUCUGUUUUCAGCCCCUUUCGAAACUACUAUGACAAUGCUAUGCGCUCUUGGAUUAUGAGCAAUCCUGGGCAAAAUGUGACCAUCUAUCAUGUUGCCUCAUUUGUAAAUACGGCUAUGGGGAAGGCCAUGAAUCCUAGCACCAUACUGUCAGGGUUUCGGAAGUGUGGGAUAUUUCCACUCAAUCCUGACAUAUUAACGGAGGCCGACUACCUGUCCGCUUCACCCUUCAGGGCUCUAGAAGAAGUGCAAGCGACAGAGUCGAGCGGGCUCCCCGACAAUCCAUCUGCUACGGCGACUUCCGAUGCUUCAACUGUAGCGACCGCCAACGAAGACGCCACUGCAGCAUCUGCACAAGAUACACCUGGAGUUGCGCCGACUGAUGAUCAGACUCCUGGACCGAGCAAAAGCAAGUUUCUCGGGCCUUAUGCUGUCCGAGGCCUGCCACGCAAGUCUGGUGAUCAGCCUGCGCCUGUCAAACCCAAUCGUCGGAAGGGACGCUCAAUGAUUCCGACCGACACUCCAGAAAAGCAGCUUCUUGAAGCCCAAAAGGCCGCCGCCCGAGGGGUACCCAACUCUGAAAAAUCGCGUACACAGACUGGAGAUUGCAAUGACUGUAGUUGAUUAUAAUAAUUGUAAAUGACUGGUGGGAUUGCAAAGUACCUGAAAGAAUUGCAAGGAUUGUGAAUGAUUGCACGUGGGACUGCAGGAUUGGAGAUGACUGGAUGUGUGACUGGAACUGAUUGGAGGUGACUGGAUGUGUGACUGGAACUGAUUGUAGAUGAUUGUAGAUGAUUGUAGAUGAUUGUAGAUGAUUGUCGAUGAUUGUAGAUGAUUGUCGAUGAUUGUAGAUGAUUGCAGAUG
Messenger RNA from Frankliniella occidentalis (western flower thrips), 2052 nucleotides. RefSeq lists its product as uncharacterized. Gene Ontology annotation, molecular function: DNA binding. The coding region runs from base 184 to 1812 and encodes 542 amino acids. Lineage: Eukaryota; Metazoa; Arthropoda; Insecta; Thysanoptera; Thripidae. The record is from RefSeq and is a predicted model, not a curated record. Gene Ontology annotation, cellular component: nucleus. The transcript has 2 exons.